AGUAAUUUAGGGCAAUACACACUAGUAUACCUAUAACAUGUGGUUUUUCUAUUGUUGCGAUCUGGAGUUGUCAUAACGAGUAAGAAAAUACAAUCUUGUUGGCAGAGAUUGAAGAGGAUCCGAUGUUGUGAAUAUGGCAUCGGGAAGGAGAUGCAGUUACUCACAGAAUGGACGUCACGGAUGACUGAACAGCUCAUGCGUCGAUGGUUUCAAUGAUAUCAUUGAAUUGGCGUACACAAAUGUUAGUGAUUGGUUUCUGGAUGUGUCUGGUAACAUUCACUGUUCAUGGUGACACAAGGCACUUCAGAUGGAACACCACCUUGAAUAACAGUGAUAGGAUAACGACGAUACAGUUUUGCAGCUGUUGGAAUGCCAGUAUUACCCGGACUGGGAACGAUUUAUAUGUAGAUAUAUCCUUCUUUAAAAAUUGCUGGGAAUCACCAUUGAAAAAUCCUGGAGGUUUUCAAAUCAUCCCUUACGAAAGUACCAUGUUAUUCAAGAUUGGCGUUAAAGAAUCCCUACGGAAGAUGUUAAGGGUGAAAGAGUUAAAGUGCCAGCUAAAUAAAGGUUGUUUUACUAUUAUUUCUAUGGUGAGCGACACAAGUUUGGAAGUAAGUAAUAUGUGUUCUAGAGAAGAAUAUUGAUAAAUAAAUA
This is a messenger RNA of Mizuhopecten yessoensis (Yesso scallop), 654 nucleotides long. RefSeq lists its product as uncharacterized. The record is from RefSeq and is a predicted model, not a curated record. The coding region runs from base 204 to 644 and encodes 146 amino acids. NCBI's taxonomy places the organism in Eukaryota, Metazoa, Mollusca, Bivalvia, Pectinida, Pectinidae. The transcript is spliced from 6 exons.